This is a messenger RNA of Radiomyces spectabilis, 753 nucleotides long. RefSeq lists its product as uncharacterized. The transcript is spliced from 6 exons. Bases 1 to 753 code for a protein of 250 amino acids. The record is from RefSeq and is a predicted model, not a curated record. NCBI's taxonomy places the organism in Eukaryota, Fungi, Mucoromycota, Mucoromycetes, Mucorales, Radiomycetaceae.
AUGUCGCAGCAGAACGAAACGGCGACAUCAUCUUUGUCUUCCCAUCAAACACCCAGGGCAGAAAAAACAGGCAACGCCGGUCGUUCAUCGAGAAAGCAAGCGAAGGAACAAUCACCGUGGAAUAUGCGGGGGAAAUUCCGUGAUAUGCAAGAACAAUUGAAAGCAGCACAGAGUAAAUUGAAUGAUCUGAUGGAAUCGCGCAAGGAAAUGGAAGCCUUGCUGGACACGCGUGAUUCGGAAAUCCAAAACAAUCUUCAACGAGAAAUUGAGCUCAAGGCAGAAAUCCAGUCUAUGGAACGAUUGCAUUCCCAAGAACUUGAAAACAUCAGCUCAAAGCAACGCAUUCAUCGCCAAGAACUGCAAGAUAAAAGCAUUAUUCACAAACGGCACAUCACUAAUAUAGAAAUCGAUGUCGAAGAUUUACGACGUAAAGUGGAAGUGCAACAAAAGAAAUUGGAUGUUAAAGUGGCCGAGAACGAUAUAUUGAGGGAUACGAUCUCCCAAACCACCAAGGCUUUCACCGAGGUGCAAAAGGAACUAGAGGUUUUGAAAAAGCGACAAAAGGAAAAUGAUUUUUCGAUGGCUGAUCUUGAUAAAGCCAUUGAAGAAAAGACCCGGCACCUUCAAAAGAUCCAGUCACAAGUCAACGUGUUGCGUGGAAAACUACGAAAAGAAGAGAUCGCACGAAAUCGCUUACAAGGCAUCAUCCAAGAACUUGAGCGCAGUCGCAGGAAGCAUCCUCUCUUGCCGUAA